Molecule: messenger RNA, 435 nt
Organism: Schistosoma turkestanicum
Lineage: Eukaryota; Metazoa; Platyhelminthes; Trematoda; Strigeidida; Schistosomatidae
Source: the annotation of a GenBank genome assembly
AUGAAUCAAUCACGAUUACCAUCAUUUCCAUUGUGUGAUGAUCAAAAAACAAUUCAUUUAUUAAAUAAUUUCAAUAAUCUACUCACUACUGAUCAACAAUACAUUGAACAACAUAUUGACGCAUUGAAUUUAUUUAAAAACAUUGAAUCUCAUUCAAAACCUUUAUAUCAUCCUAUUAAUGAUAACAACACUAUUGAUGUAUUGGUGGACACUGAUCACGGUAACUAUGGUUACGGUUGUGUAAAACAACAACAACAACAACCAUUGACAAUUGACAAAACAAAUUCACUAGAAUUAAAUAAACCCACAUUUAUGCUUUCACGUUUAUUGGAUAAAAUAGGUAAUAAUACAGAGAAUCAUGUUCACAUCACAGAACCGAUGACAAUGUCUACUACUAGUACAACUGUGAAUAAUACCAUGAAUACAUUGAUUUAA